AUGGCGCCGAAGAAAGACAAGAAGCCUAAGAAGUCAACCUGGAAGUUUAAUUUGGAUCAUACUCAUUCAGUAGAAGAUGGAAUUUUUGAUUCUGGAAAUUUUGAACAGUUUCUGCGGGAGAAGGUUAAAGUGAAUGGAAAAACUGGAAAUCUUGGGAACGUCGUUCACAUUGAACGCUUCAAGACUAAAAUCAUAGUCGUUUCUGAGAAACAGUUCUCUAAAAGGUAUUUGAAGUACCUUACCAAGAAAUAUCUUAAAAAGAACAAUCUUCGUGAUUGGCUUCAUGUGGUUGCAUCUGACAAGGAGACUUAUGAGCUUCGUUACUUCCAGAUUAGUCAAGAUGAAGAUGAAUCUGAGUCUGAGGACUAG
This is a messenger RNA of Rangifer tarandus platyrhynchus (Svalbard reindeer), 369 nucleotides long. NCBI's taxonomy places the organism in Eukaryota, Metazoa, Chordata, Mammalia, Artiodactyla, Cervidae. The record is from the annotation of a GenBank genome assembly.